Messenger RNA from Lutzomyia longipalpis, 586 nucleotides. It is a transcript of the gene RpS17, whose product is annotated as 40S ribosomal protein S17. The record is from RefSeq and is a predicted model, not a curated record. Bases 111 to 503 code for a protein of 130 amino acids. Gene Ontology annotation, cellular component: ribosome. Gene Ontology annotation, molecular function: structural constituent of ribosome. Gene Ontology annotation, biological process: translation. The transcript is spliced from 3 exons. Lineage: Eukaryota; Metazoa; Arthropoda; Insecta; Diptera; Psychodidae.
CUGAUGCGACAAUGAAGGUGCAUGAUACGCAGCCUGCUAAAGCCUCUUUUCAACAAUUUCCUCAGCCACGUGUUUUUUCGCUCGUAUUUUAGCGGAUUUUCUCACGGAAAAUGGGUCGCGUCAGGACAAAGACCAUCAAAAAGGCCGCAAAGGUGAUAAUUGAGAAAUACUACACGCGCUUGACAUUGGAUUUCCAUACAAACAAGCGAAUCUGCGAGGAAGUUGCAAUUAUUCCCACAAAACCCCUCCGGAAUAAGAUUGCUGGAUAUGUCACACACUUGAUGAAGCGCCUCCGCCACUCCCAGGUUCGUGGGAUUUCCAUUAAAUUGCAGGAAGAGGAGCGUGAGCGUCGUGACAACUACGUUCCGGAUGUGUCUGCUCUGGAGCAAGAUAUAAUUGAGGUGGAUCCAGAGACGAAGGAGAUGUUGAAGAUGCUGGACUUCCACAAUCUCACGGGGCUCCAGUUGACGCAGCCAACAACUACCUUCAACAGGCGCAACUAAACGUAAAAAAAUGAGCCCCCUUUUUAUGUCUCUGAGAGGAUAAAUAAGUGAAAUACACCAAGCUUAUUUAAAAGCUCAUAAAA